Melanotaenia boesemani (Boeseman's rainbowfish) is the source of this 1908-nucleotide messenger RNA. RefSeq names its product gastrula zinc finger protein XlCGF57.1-like. The record is from RefSeq and is a predicted model, not a curated record. The transcript has 3 exons. NCBI's taxonomy places the organism in Eukaryota, Metazoa, Chordata, Actinopteri, Atheriniformes, Melanotaeniidae. Gene Ontology annotation, molecular function: RNA polymerase II cis-regulatory region sequence-specific DNA binding; DNA-binding transcription factor activity, RNA polymerase II-specific. Bases 63 to 1607 code for a protein of 514 amino acids. Gene Ontology annotation, biological process: regulation of transcription by RNA polymerase II. Gene Ontology annotation, cellular component: nucleus.
AAAACACCAGCAUCCAGUACGAGGAGGAAACCGAUCAUCAGCCCAGAUUGUUGAAUAUCAUCAUGAAACCUCAAAUAAGGUUACACAGAAUAGACGUCCCACACCUUCAUCUCUGUAAGGAGGAGGAAGAGGAUCUCACCAACCAGCAGCUCUGUAACCAGGAGAGGAACUGUGGUAUGGACCAGGAUGAACCAGAGCCUCCACAGAUGAAAGUGGAACAGGAGCAGCAAUCCACCAAUCAGGAGGGAGAUCAGCUUGUUCUGAAGCAGGAGACUGAAACUUUUAUAGUGACUCCUAAUAAUGAGGACGGUGAUCACAUGGAACCAGAACCAAACAGUAACCAGCUCUUCUUUAACAACUCUCUUCUGGCAGAGCGUCAUGUUCAGGAAGCAAACAGGGAUGUUUUCUCAGCGUCUGCUAUAAAUACAGAGCAGGAGAUGGACAGCUCAAACAGAAGCCACACUAACAACAAAGGGAACUCUUCCAGUUUAGGAAAUUAUGGUAAAAAUUACAAAGAUAAAAAGAUUUGUGGAAAAGCCUUAAAGAAAAAGUCACCAGUGAGGAAACAUGACUCUGGCAGCACUGGUGAAAAACCCUUUUCUUGUAAUGAGUGUGGAAAAUGUUUUAGAGACAGAAAAGGUGUUAAUGUUCACAUGAGAAUCCACACAGGUGAGAAACCAUAUUCUUGUAAAACAUGUGGGAAAAGUUUUACUACAAAUUGUAAAUUGACCUACCACAUUCGAACGCACACAGGUGAGAAGCCAUUUUCUUGUAAAAUAUGUGGGAAAGGUUUCAGGGAACGUGGUCCUUUGACUGUUCACAUUCGAACGCACACAGGUGAGAGACCAUUUUCUUGUAAAAUAUGUGGGAAAGGUUUCAGGCAACGUGGUCCUUUGACUGUUCACAUUCGAACGCACACAGGUGAGAGGCCAUUUUCUUGUAAAAUAUGUGGGAAAGAUUUCAAGGAAAGUGGUGCUUUGACUGUUCACAUUCGAACGCACACAGGUGAGAGGCCAUUUUCUUGUAAGAUAUGUGGGAAAAGUUUUACUACAAAUUGGAAUUUGACCUACCACAUUCGAACGCACACAGGUGAGAAACCAUUUUCUUGUAAAACAUGUGGGAAAAGUUUUACUACAAAUUGGACUUUGACCUACCACAUUCGAACGCACACAGGUGAGAAGCCAUUUUCUUGUAAAAUAUGUGGGAAAGGUUUCAAGGAAAGUGGUUCUUUGACUGUUCACAUGAGAACCCACACAGGUGAGAAGCCAUUUUCUUGUAAAACAUGUGGGAAAUGUUUCAGUAAAAGUUAUACUUUGACUGUUCACAUGAGAACUCACACGGGUGAGAAGCCAUAUGUUUGUAAUGAAUGUGGAAAAUGUUACAGGCAGAGAGCACAAUUAACUAUUCAUAUGAGAACCCACACGGGUGAGAAGCCAUAUCCCUGUAAAAUAUGUGGGAAAUGUUUCAGGGACAGUAAAAGUUUAAUUUCCCACAUGAGAACCCACACAGGUGAGAAGCUGUACGCUUGUGAUGUAUGUGGAAAAUGUUAUACACAGAGAGCUAAAUUUACUUCUCACAUGAGAACCCACACAGGUGAGAAGCUUUAAUUCUGCAUGUGGUAAAGUUACAUAAACAAGAAGGGAUCGGUUCUGAGGAUUAUGGGAUUUCUGUGUCAUGUUUAAGGAGGGCUGCAUGUGUGGCAGGGCUGAGAGCAACACAUUCAUUUCAUGAAGAUGGAAAGAGUAUAUUGGGUAAAUGUUUACCUACAGCUGUGCAACUUUACGGACCAUGUAAAGCUGCACAGGUCCCAUGUUAAGAGACAGAGAUGUAAGAAAUGCUGUAGAAAUCAAACUAAGACAGAAAACAUCUAAAACAAGAGAGGGUGAUUCUUGGGAGAGUAACACAUUG